Echinops telfairi (small Madagascar hedgehog) is the source of this 1558-nucleotide messenger RNA. RefSeq names its product pyruvate dehydrogenase E1 component subunit alpha, somatic form, mitochondrial-like. Bases 70 to 1233 code for a protein of 387 amino acids. Lineage: Eukaryota; Metazoa; Chordata; Mammalia; Afrosoricida; Tenrecidae. The record is from RefSeq and is a predicted model, not a curated record. The transcript has a single exon. Gene Ontology annotation, molecular function: pyruvate dehydrogenase (acetyl-transferring) activity. Gene Ontology annotation, cellular component: intracellular membrane-bounded organelle. Gene Ontology annotation, biological process: pyruvate decarboxylation to acetyl-CoA.
GAGACGCACGGGGCUGCGCGCUUCGGGCCCUUUCUACUACGACCUCUGCCCACCCGCCGCGAGUUGAAGAUGCUCGCCGCCGUGUCCCGCGUGUUGGCGGGCGCCGCCCGGAAGCCAGCUAGCAGAGUGCUGGUGGCGUCCCGUAGCUUUGCCAGUGACGCUACAUUUGAGAUUAGGAAAUGCGAUCUCCACCGGCUGGAGGAGGGCCCGCCCGAGACCGCCGUGCUCACCAGGGAGGACGGCCUUCGCUACUACAAGAUGAUGCAGACCGUCCGCCGCUUGGAGCUGAAGGCCGACCAGCUGUACAAGCAGAAGAUCAUCCGCGGCUUCUGCCACCUGUGCGAUGGGCAGGAAGCGUGCUGCGUGGGGCUCGAGGCCGGCAUAAAUCCCACGGAUCAUCUCAUCACUGCCUAUCGGGCUCACGGCUUCACCUUUACCCGGGGGCUCACCGUCCGAGAGAUCCUGGCGGAGCUAACUGGACGCAGAGGAGGUUGUGCGAAGGGGAAAGGUGGUUCAAUGCACAUGUAUGCCAAGAACUUCUAUGGGGGCAACGGCAUUGUGGGCGCGCAGGUGCCCUUGGGGGCUGGAAUCGCUCUGGCCUGCAAGUACAACGGCAAAGAGGAAGUCUGCCUGACCCUUUACGGGGAUGGUGCUGCGAACCAGGGCCAGAUAUUUGAAGCUUACAAUAUGGCAGCUUUGUGGAAACUACCGUGCAUUUUCAUCUGCGAAAACAACCGUUAUGGAAUGGGAACGUCUGUGGAGAGAGCAGCCGCCAGCACCGACUACUACAAGCGAGGUGACUUUAUUCCGGGGCUCCGGGUAGACGGGAUGGAUGUCCUGUGCGUCCGGGAGGCUACAAAGUUUGCAGCCGCCCACUGCAGAGCUGGGAAGGGGCCCAUACUGAUGGAGCUGCAGACCUACCGCUACCACGGACACAGCAUGAGCGAUCCCGGAGUCAGUUACCGCACCCGAGAAGAAAUUCAGGAAGUCAGAAGUAAGAGCGACCCCAUUAUGCUUCUCAAGGACAGGAUGGUGAACAACGACCUCGCCAGUGUGGAAGAGCUCAAGGAAAUCGACGUGGAAGUGAGAAAGGAAAUCGAGGAUGCAGCCCAGUUUGCUACAGCAGAUCCGGAACCGCCUCUGGAAGAACUGGGGUAUCACAUCUACUGCAACGACCCGCCUUUUGAAGUUCGUGGUGCAAAUCAGUGGAUUAAAUUCAAGUCAGUCAGUUAACGGGAACCCACGUGCAAAUAAUCUCUUACCAGAUCUUACUGGGAAUUGUCACCCUCAACUUUUUGGGUUUUUUCAAGGAGGAAUUUUUGUGUGUUUGUUUUAAAGAUAAGGGUUUUAUUAACACGGCAUACUAUAGAAAAGGGAACGUGGUUUAUAUUACCAAAAGAUAAGGCUUUGUUAACUGAAGGGGCCAGGGAUGAGAUACUGAGGAAGGGGAGAGGGAGAACCCCAGACAUAAAGGGUUGAAUAGGAUAUUGUUGAUUUCAUUUCUUGAGAUAGGCGAUGUAAAUAGUGUCUUUUCUAAAUAAAUAAAUAAAAGUCCCUC